GCCACACUCGUGAAGUGACGUGAACGGUUGACGAUGCUAAAUGGCAGCACUUGAAAUAGCCCUACCUGGCAGCCCGCGCACACACUCGCUGAUGCGAUCACAGCCCCAUUAAGCUGCGUUUCAGCUCCGCGGCGCUGGACAGCUCCUCAGCCUCCUUUCCUUUUUGGUUUCUUUUUUCUUUUUUCCUCCAGGAUUUGAAUUUGUUGGAGAAAAGAAAAGUUUCAUUUGUUGGUUGCAUUUUUUUCUCUCUCUCUCCACCUUUCAACUUCAAGGAGCUCACACUUUAAAGAUGGAUAUUGAUCGACCGACAAACGUCUCCUUUUUUGAUUUUGUUGGAGGAGUUCAGCUCCUCCAGGGGGAGGACACCCGCGCGGCCAUGCCCGUCAUCCUGAUCGGGAUCUGCGUGUCCGGGGCGGUUGGGAAUUUGCUCGUCUUGCUGAUUUUCAUACGUGACUUCAGAAACGGAAAGGGCUCCGAGGUGAAAGCGCUCCUCGCCUCCCUGGCUUCCACGGACCUGGUGAUCCUGCUGCUGUGCGCCCCCGUGCGCGCAGUCACCUACUACAAGCAGACCUGGACCAUGGGCAGCUUCGUGUGCAGCACCACGGACUGGUUCCAGCACUCGUGUGUGGUUGCAAAAACUUUAAUCCUGGCAGCCACCACCAGAGCCAAACACACUCUGAUCCCCAGCACCGCCGCGGGGCCCCUCUACAGCCCGACAUGGAUCCACGGAGCCCUGGCUUUCAUUUGGAUCGUGUCCAUGAUGUUCCCCAUCCCUCAGAUGCUCUUCGCCUCUAUAGUGCCGCAUGGCAGCGACACUAUUUGCGUCUCACAAAUGCCAGUGUGCGCGUCUGACUUCAUGAGUUUGUUCUACAAGAUUUACCCAACUGCAACAUUCCUGGUGCCGGUCAUCUUCACAGUUGCCUACUACACCAAGACGCUGCACACUGCGGUGAACCACGCACCCAGCCCUCGGCACCAGAGCAAGGUUAUCCUGGUUUUAUUGUGUCUGAGCGGGGCCCUCGGGCUCAUGCUGCUCCCAGAGUGGGGGACAUUCACUUGGAUCAGACUCGGGUACAACAAACCUCCCGUGGGUUUGUUGAUCUUUGCGCAGGUCCUCCUUUACGCAUGCAGCUCCCUGUCGCCGGUCAUCUUAAUGACCAUGUACGACGACGUGCGCCAGGGACUGAUCACCAUCUGGUUCGUGACGACCUGCAGGAGCGCGAAGCAAGUCCGGUGCAAGAAGUGUCCCAAAACGGAGGGGAACGGAGCGGAGAUCGUGGCGAACGCCGUCGCCAACGCUGUAACGCAGGAGAACGAGAAGACGUUCCCAGAUGUGGAGCACUUCUGGACAGGGCGCAGGAAUACGCAGGUGGAGGAGGAGCAGGAUCCGAUUCCAUGGGAGAAAGAGGAGAAAAUGUUGUAAAUAAGUGAAAUGUAUCUUCUUCUUCUGUUUUUUAUUGAGUAGCAGGAAAGUUCAGCCUGAUCUCGGCUGGUUUCUAGUUCGUCCAGACCCUCGUUGAAAGGCUGUAGGGGCCUGUUUGCUGUCGUGAGCUUGAUUAGAUGUGAACCAAACCCGUGCACCAUCAUGUGAUCUGUUUUAAAUACCUGUUCAUGCCUAAAGUUUUGAUGCACUGUUCAGUAGGACACGUUUUACUGUAUAGAAGAGGAGAUUUGUACAAAGUGUAAAUAUCCAGGACAUUCAAGCAUCAAGUUGUGAUGUGUGUGAUGUAUUAUGAUAUUAAAACCUUCUCAAAUAUG
This is a messenger RNA of Mugil cephalus (flathead mullet), 1758 nucleotides long. Its product is annotated as G-protein coupled receptor 151. Gene Ontology annotation, molecular function: G protein-coupled receptor activity. The transcript has a single exon. Bases 290 to 1423 code for a protein of 377 amino acids. Gene Ontology annotation, biological process: G protein-coupled receptor signaling pathway. Lineage: Eukaryota; Metazoa; Chordata; Actinopteri; Mugiliformes; Mugilidae. The record is from RefSeq and is a predicted model, not a curated record. Gene Ontology annotation, cellular component: membrane.